Molecule: messenger RNA, 1620 nt
Organism: Stylonychia lemnae
Lineage: Eukaryota; Ciliophora; Spirotrichea; Sporadotrichida; Oxytrichidae
Source: the annotation of a GenBank genome assembly
AUGUUCGCUUCAUCUGGAUUCGGUGCAUUACUUAAAGAAGGCUCUAAGCAUUUCUCAGGGCUUGAGGAGGCUAUCCUUAGAAACAUUGACGCUUGCAAGACUUUGUCAAAGAUGACUAGAUCAUCUCUCGGACCUCAUGGUAUGAACAAGAUGGUCAUCAACCACUUGGACAAACUGUUCGUUACCUCAGAUGCCGCUACCAUCAUCAGAGAGGUCGAGGUUAACCACCCAGCUGCCAGAAUGAUUGCUAUGGCAGCAAAGAUGCAAGAGAGCGAGGCUGGUGACGGUACUAACUUCGUUAUCUCUUUUGCCGGUGAACUCAUGCAACAAGCCGAAUAAUUGUUGAAGAUGGGUCUCCAUCCAUCAGAGAUUCUUAUUGGUUACGAAAAGGGUGCCAAGCAAGCUCUUGAGAUCGUAGAAGGCUUAUCAUGCUACUCCAUCGAUAGCGUCAAGAACAGAGAAGAUUUACAAAAAUGCAUCAGAGCUCCAAUCUCAAGCAAGUAGUUCGGUCUCGAAGAUUUCCUUUCAGGCCUUAUUGCUCAAGCUUCUCUAUACGCUAUGCCAGAAAACCCAACUAAAUUCAACGUUGAUCAAGUUAGAGUACAAAAAGUUCUCGGAGGUACCAUUAAUGACUCUCAAGUUAUCCAUGGUAUGGUCGUCACCAGAGGAUCAGAAACCUCAUUCCAUCACGUCGAAAAGGCUAAAAUCGCCAUCUUCAACACCUCAAUUGAAAUGCAACAAGGUGAGACUAAGGGAACUGUAUUAUUAAAGAAUGCUGACGAUCUUUUGAACUACACUAAGGGAGAAGAAGAUCAAUUCGAACACUUCAUUAAGGGACUAGCUGAAGCUGGAGUCACAGUUGUUAUUGGAUCUGGUUCAAUCAGUGAACUAGCUAUUCACUUCUUCGAGAAAUAUAAGAUCUUCGUCCUCAAGCUCAUGAGCAAGUGGGAGUUAAAGAGAAUCGCCAAGUCAGUAGGUGCAGUUGCUGUCGUCAAGCUAGGAACUCCAACCCCAGAGGAGCUAGGAUAUGCUGAUGAAGUUACCGUCAAGGAAAUUUCAAGCACCAAGGUCACCAUCUUCAGAAGAGAUGAGGAUGAGAAUAAACUUGCCACCAUCGUUCUUAGAGGUUCAACAAACUCACUCUUAGAUGAUGCUGAGAGAGCCAUUGAUGAUGGAGUCAAUACAGUUAAAUCACUAGUAAAGGAUAAGCGCCUACUCCCAGGAGGUGGUGCCACUGAAAUCCAUCUUGCCUCAAAGAUCUAAACUUAUGCUAAGACUCAACCAGGUCUUGAUCAAUACGCCGUUGAGAAGUUUGGUUAAGCCUUCGAAGUUAUCCCAAGAACUCUCGCUGAUAAUGCUGGCCUUAAGGCUGAAGAAAUUAUUGCUAAGUUAUAUGCUGAAACUGUUAAGGGAUCUCUUUUCGGUCUUGAUGUCGCAGAUGGACAAGUAAAAGAUAUGAAGGAGUGUGCUAUCUUUGAUUCCAUGGAAGUAAAGACAUGGGCUAUCAAAUUAGCAAUUGAUGCAGUACUAACAAUUUUAAGAGUCGAUCAAAUUAUUAUGGCUAAGCCAGCUGGUGGUCCCAAGCCAAGAGAUCAAAAUGCCCCAGAUCUCGAUGAUUGA